Molecule: messenger RNA, 1711 nt
Organism: Pseudoliparis swirei
Lineage: Eukaryota; Metazoa; Chordata; Actinopteri; Perciformes; Liparidae
Exons: 2
Coding region: 568-855 (95 amino acids)
Source: RefSeq, a predicted model, not a curated record
GUCUCUAAAACUGAGGGGUUAUUCGUGGAUGACAGAUGGCAUCGUUUAUUGCAGGUGAGAUAAAGAUUUAAGAUAAUUAAUGUUAUUUCCUACAUUCACUAGCGUUGUGUUUUCAUUUUGACUUCGGAAAAGAAGUGUAAAAAGAAAGUGGCUCUCGGAACCGGAGACGUGAACUUUUGAUGCCACAUUUACAUUUUUUGAUCAUGUAAAUUUACAAGAAGAAAAAAAUGUAGAGGGAGAAAUGGUCUGAUAUGGAUAUUUAAACGUCCAAAAUCAUGUUUAAAAGACUAUUAAACCUGCAAAAAUCAGUAAUUUGGAUAUUAACUACAAUCUUAGUUGUGCUGAUAUCAACUGUCGGCUCAUUGUUUAGUUCUUAUCUCACAUUGUGCCGUUCAAUUUAAUUGCUCUCAUCAAACCUGUUUGCAGCAGUAACUGUUUCCAUCCAACCAGCAGCAGUUAACCCGCUGUGCACUCCUUCUGCCCAGCAACACACAUCUGGCAAAGAAAGUGGAACAUUUAGGAGCUCUAAAGAUCCAGAAUGAGUUGGUGCAGACCAAACCAGUGGAAAUGGAGGGUGAGAACAAAGUCCCCAUGCACGUCAUGUUCCUCCUGGUCUCCGACGUCAUCGGUUUCUUCUGCCGCCCCGGCGUGGACCAGGUCACGGCCGCCGGGCAAAUGUUCACCUCCGACCCCACCGACUUCAUCUUCUGCUUUGGCUUGGUGGCCAACGUCUCCCUCAUGCCGCUCAUAGCUCAGGAGCGCCAUCUCGUGGCGGCCUACCCGCACUGUCUCGGCCGCUGCGGCCGUGUCAGGCGUUGCCCUGCGGUCGCCUUGACCGUGGAGACGAGGCUUUGAGGAGGACGUAGAGUUCUCAAAAAGUCUAGUUUGGGACGACACAUCCUACGGUUGGAUCUUUGUCGCAGAUACCAAAACCUUGCGAGCUGGAUGUCAACAUCGGGUCGGGCCUCAAGUAAUGGCGGCUACGGGAGAAUAAUACGUCCGAAAGAAAGGCAAAGAUCACUGAUGUCUGAUUGACAGACGGUUCAUCCAAUCACCUGCCCGGUAUGAUUGGAAAGUAUCCGGCUUUCUCGGCCCGGUUCUGUGCAACCCGACCACCUGGCCAGUCAGAUUAGCUUUUAGCGCCGUCUUUAGUCGAAUUUUCGCUGGAUAAACCGGAGGCUAAUCCUCCGGAGCGGUGCCAAGCGAGCCAGAGGCUAAAGCUGGGUUUAGCCCACUUCGAAGCCGCCAGUGUGAGAGCUUUCUUAGCCCCAGGUUAACCGCUCACUUAGCUCGGGUCCAAGUGCAGCGAAGCCCUUUUCCAGCCGAGAUCGGAGCAUUUAGUACCACGGUGGAGGAGGGAGGAGUCUUGAUGCAUACAUGAGUGUUAAAUUGAUCAAAAGCAUAAUAGAUAAGUAAGGAACCGGUCGGUUGGGGUGGUUGAAAGCUUGUUUGAGAGUUGAAAAAUGUUUUGUUGUGUAAAUUCUAGUUAAGGAAAAGUUGAGUUCUGGUCACUUGAAGAAAAGGAAACCCUGAGUGAGAAGGAGUGGCACGAAUCAGUGCAGUGGAGGAUUGUUGUUACAUUGAGGCUUUGGCUCCGAAGACCAUAACAAGUAUAUAUGUUUCUAAUAUCUUGUACUGUUUAUUACCUUGUGUGAUUGAAAAAGAAAAUUCAGGACUUAGGAGGCUCAAAAAAUCUUAUAUAUGCCACAUG